AAACAAUUUUUAUGGAUCUGUUAGUUUGGGCCAAAAAAAUAUUUCCUACCAAAAUCAAAAAUACUCUCAAUGAUGUUUUGUUACAUUGUGGUCUUGAAGACAAGAUCGAUCUCCCAUAUAUUCCUACUAACUCCUCUAAUCUCAAAUCAAUAUUCAUUAU
Molecule: messenger RNA, 160 nt
Organism: Dentiscutata heterogama
Lineage: Eukaryota; Fungi; Glomeromycota; Glomeromycetes; Diversisporales; Gigasporaceae
Source: the annotation of a GenBank genome assembly